Molecule: messenger RNA, 1161 nt
Organism: Homarus americanus (American lobster)
Lineage: Eukaryota; Metazoa; Arthropoda; Malacostraca; Decapoda; Nephropidae
Exons: 5
Coding region: 407-688 (93 amino acids)
Source: RefSeq, a predicted model, not a curated record
GGCUCGAGCUGUCAGUGUUGUUUCAGAACUCAGUGGGAGUGUUCGAAACUCCAGCUCCGGCUUUACAACACGUGUACAAUGAAUGUGUUAAACAUAUAUCAUAUUAGAAAAGAAUUUCUAUGGAUUCUGCUCUUCUGCUUUGUUCUGUCUGAUACUGGAGAUUAUUCGUUCCAACAGUAUUCGAGCUUCGGUGUGUCAAGUAAACCGUAACAUAACCUCAGGCAGUGAGUCACACACUACUGGGGUUAGUAUCAGCCAGGGCGAUGAUUUCAUAUCAUGUCCGGGGCCUCACGACCCUGCCAAUCACACUGCCUGUUGCUACACUAGCGAAGACGAAUCUGAAUUUGGCGUUGAAGAGUCUCAAGACGGCCCCAGAUGCUGCGUCCCUCCACCACAGCCUACGGGCAUGUUCUACAUAAACGACCAGCUGGCCAUGAUCAUCGCCCUGAGUGUGACGACUGUGUGUGUCAUACUAACCAUCAUCAUUAUUGUCUGCUGCUUCUGGUCACGCUGUCCGCUCUACUCUGCAUGUCGAAUACGCUACCAUCAGGAUGACAUUAUUGCCUAUGCCUCAAAAGAUGAAGAGACUGCCGGCCUUAACGACAUGCCCCCGGAGGAAACAAAGGGUGUUUCAAUCUACUCUCCCAAUGCAGUCAAGGUCACACUCAAGAAUGAUGUAUACGGGUAGUGAUUUUUGUAGCAUCUCCUCAAUUUAGACCUUUAGAAUUACUUAAGUAUUCUAAAUUUUCUAUUAUAAAUUUAGUAUACAGGGUAAUGCAUCAUUACUUCAUUAUACUGUACAGUACAUGUGCUGAAUUAUGCUGCAGUAACUUAGUAUAAUCGUGCAUCAUUAAUUCAUUAUACUGACUAAAGAAGCAUUACUUCAGUAUACUGUACAGACAUAUACAAUAUUAUUUCAGUAUACUGACUACUGGAACAGUACCUCAAGCAGAUAGCACAAAUAACAGAAAAUAGCUUGUUAUAUAAGACGAUGAUAUAGUACACUGAAGGUCUUUAAUGCACCAUAGACACAGAGCCUAACAGACACUAUUUUAGAUCAGUUUUCAUUCAAAAUUACAGUACAGGUGAAUUGUUGUUUCCUGUCAUCCAUAAGUGUCACCAUCUACACACUUAGGUGAAUUAAAUUGACAGUUAUCUUGA